Messenger RNA from Lodderomyces margitis, 543 nucleotides. RefSeq lists its product as uncharacterized. Gene Ontology annotation, biological process: chromatin remodeling. The coding region runs from base 1 to 543 and encodes 180 amino acids. The record is from RefSeq and is a predicted model, not a curated record. The transcript has a single exon. Lineage: Eukaryota; Fungi; Ascomycota; Pichiomycetes; Serinales; Debaryomycetaceae. Gene Ontology annotation, cellular component: Ino80 complex.
AUGGCUGCUGCUAGACGAUUAUGGGUGAAGCUAAGACUAUCAUCCAAGUACCUCGCGACUUUACCCAAGUUUGAUCCCUAUGUGUCAAAAUCACGGUUAAAGAAGAUAGCCCAAGAAGAGAAGAAGGGAAUAAGCCCCUCCAUAUCAAAUCUGCAGAGAUCUUCACCGGCUCCGGAAGGUACAGGCACACCCGGUCCAUCGAACAAUGCAAACAGCACUGGCGCAAGUGGAUCAGGAAUCAGCCAGUAUAAGAUUAAUGUUGGGCUCAAGGGUGAUUCCACGUCAGGCCUUACAAUGAAUAGUAUAAAUCCCGCACUUUACGUGCUAGAUAAGUCGGGUAAGCCGUGCAGACGCUGGGUGAAGAAACAGAAACAGUUCAAGAGUUUUACCGGGUUUAAAAUGAAAUACACGGCAUACGAAGGAAAAGAGCCUGGGCUGAAAGACGAACAAAUGAGCAGUGCCAAGGUAACAAGCAGUGAAUCAGAGAGUGGUAAAGAGAGGAUAGUAUCUGCUGGAAUCCCAGAGGUCAAAGUGGAGACCUAG